Messenger RNA from Malania oleifera, 919 nucleotides. Its product is annotated as B3 domain-containing protein At3g25182-like. The transcript has 2 exons. NCBI's taxonomy places the organism in Eukaryota, Viridiplantae, Streptophyta, Magnoliopsida, Santalales, Ximeniaceae. The coding region runs from base 127 to 711 and encodes 194 amino acids. The record is from RefSeq and is a predicted model, not a curated record. Gene Ontology annotation, molecular function: DNA binding.
UCUCGCUCACUCUCUCUCUCCUCCAGAUUGGGUGUGGUGCAUCAUUCCCUGUGUAGUUGGAUUGAUCCCCUGCGCCUGCCUUCAAUCAAUUGCAAUUUAAGAAGAAGAAGAAGAGCAGCAAUAUUAAUGGAGGAGGAGAAAGAAUUGAGGCUAUUGAGUAGGGAAGAUUUUGAUGGGUUGCGCAUCCCAGACGAGCCAUGGGAGCAGUUGUCGCUAGUGGCUGCUGUUGCAUCCUCUCUUCACAGCACUGAAUCUGCUGAAAUGAGCCAUCGUCUCAGAAACGGCAUCAUCCAAAUUGGCGGCAGUGACAUUCUCCCCGUCAUCCAAAAAAAGCUCUCAUCCACCGAUGUUAGCAGGAGCCACAAUCGGCUCUCCAUCCCACUUGUCCAAGUCAUGUCUGAAUUUCUGACUAUGAAGGAGAAGAACUUUUAUCUCUCACAGCGCGAUACAUCCGGGAAGAAGCUGGUUGGCAUGGAGGUGCCCUUGAUGGUUGAUCACCCACAUGCACAAGACCUUCAUGUAUUCUUGGGCAUUCGAUUGAAAAAGUGGGACAUGAAGAAGGAGAAAGGCAAGACCAGCUCGUGUUAUGCCCUGGUUUCGAAGUGGAAUGACGUAGUUGCAAAAACCAUGCUCCAAAACAACAUGGACAUCCAGCUCUGGUCCUUCCGCCGCAAUACACAGCUCUGUUUUGCUCUACAACUAGUUCUAUAGAUAUAUAGGUUCCAUCUAAUUACCGCUUCUCUGCGUGCAUGAGAUGGGGCACAUGUGGAUGCAUAAUUUUUAUGUGUAUGUGUGUAUGGGUAUGCAUAUGAAUAUGUGUAUUUUUAAUUCAGGGACUCUACUCCUUAUCACUUGUAUCAAUCUAGCUGGGCUGAGUACGUGUAUUAAUAUACAAUAUAUAUGUGCUUUGCCUGAUUCA